GCCAUGGGUGACGUAGCCUAGAGGCUGUUCCCGUGGUGAUGGCUCAGAGGCCUGGAGCUGAGCCGAUCCGUAGCGGAGCCGGAGCCAUAGUGGGUGGUUGCUGUGACCUUUUUCACCUCCUCCUGGGAGACCCAGUGAGUCAUUAUGCAACUAGCUAGGAUGCUUCCAUCAGAUUCUGUCUGAUUUGCCCAGCAGCCGUGAAUUAGAAUGUACACUGCCAAGAAAUGUGGAAUUAGAUUCCAGCCUCCAGCCAUCAUCUUGAUAUAUCAAGGGGAGGCCAAGGACAAAAAUCGUCAGCGCAUCAUGCCCAUCCGAAACUUUUCCAAGUUUUCAGACUGUGGUAGAGCUGCUGAACAGCUCAAGUACAACCCAAGACACAAGGCCUACCUUGAGGGGGUGUCUCUGCAGCAGUUGGAAAAAUUCUUCACUUUUUUAAAAGGUUUUCUACGGGGCAAACUGUGGACCAAACUAUAGAACAAAUUCAGCGGGGAAACAACCAUUAAUCCUGAGGAAGACCUGAACAAACUAGACGAUAAGGAACUUGCAAAAAGGAAGAGCAUCAUGGACGAACUCUUUAAGAAGAAUCAGAAAAAGAAGGAUGACCCAGAUUUUGUCUAUGACAUUGAAAUAGAAUUCCCGCAGGAUGAGCAGCUAGAGUCUUGUAGCUGGGAUGCAGAGUCAGAUGAGGAGUUCUAAUACUAAACAAGUCAAAAACUUAUUGAGACCUAGAAAUCUGCAUUAACUGCGACAACAUUGUUUAGGAUGGUGCAGAAUUUGAAAAAGGACACUAAAUGUACGUAUUGGGCCAAAAUAGAAUCUAAUGUGUUACUUUUCAAUCAACAAAUAUUUAUUGAGCACCUACUAUGUGCAUAUUUAUGAAUCAUCUAACCUGGUAUGGAGCUUGCCAUCAGUAUAUCCAUUCUAUAGAACAAACAAAUGUCCCUUGAUGAUGAGCAGGGGGCCUUGGCCCUGCUAGAAAAAGGCUAAUAUAAGUAGAGAUUCCCUAAUCCUGAACUCUUAAUGCCAUAUAAAGUAGGCAGAAUCUACCUGUGCUAAAUGAAUGACCAGAACAGUCAGCUAAUUCAUAAGUUUGGAUGUUUGUAAAAAAGGUUUUUAUAAAACAGUUGACCUUUUCAUAAGAAAUUACUCUCCCUUUUUUCCAAAAUAUUGCUUAAGGAAGAAAAACUUUACAUACCAGCUCAAAUUACUUCAUUAAAGAAAAUAAUGGGGGGCAGCUAGGUGACAGUGGAUAAAGCACCGGCCCUGGAUUCAGGAGGACCUGAAUUCAAAUCCAGCCUCAGACACUUGACACUUACUAGCUGUGUGACCCUGGGCAAGUCACUUAAUCCUCAUUGCCCUGCCCCCCCCAAAAUGCUUUAUGCAAAUAAACUUUAAAUAUGUAUUGUGUACAGAGUGUUUGGCACAGUGACCAUGCCAGGUGCUGGAGACAAUACGGAGAUUAGAUAAGAUGUUGUCCCUAUUCACAUGGAGACAUCAUGGAAUAAUUGGGAAAUCCUAAAGACUAAUUAAUAACUUAACAGAUUAUAUUUAACACCAAGAUAUCAUCAGAUAAAUAAUAAUGAAAUAUUACUUAAAAAACGAUUGGUCUUUCCUUAUUUCCACCAUGUCAAAAGUCUCCCUCAGAAUUACUCUAAAGGCUUAUAGCUAAUUCUCAUAUCUGUUGAGAAGCUACCUUUAUCCCUGUAUGACUUUCUCUAACUGUUGUAUCUUGAUUAUACUCAAAUGGAUCUGGGCUCCCAAUGACUCAGGAAUGCCUUCCAACAAUGUCUGUGUCUGCCUAUUGUGUGUGGACUCUUAUCCAUGUUUUCUCAAAAGUUCACACACAGGCGCUCCAACUAGUGUGCUAGAAGCUGUUCUUGUUUCUCAUUAUCAAAAAAGCACCAGUAGGCGAGGGGGGUGGGGGGAAGCACCAGUGGGGGGCAGGACCUGAGUUCAAAUUCGACUUCAGACACUUGACACUUAUUAGCUGUGUGACCCUGGGCAAGUCACUUAACCCUCAUUGCCCCACCAAAAAAAAAAAAAGAAGAAGCACCAGUGGAUCACCCUUGCCAGAAGAUGACCAGUUCAUGGUUUCCUUUCCUACAAUUCCCAAUGCUGUUCUUUCAGACUUCUCAUUACAUAUUGUAUGCGGCCUGCUCCCACCUACCAUGUCCCUCUCUAUUGCUCUCUGUACACUAAUUAUUAUUUCUUCAAAGGCAGUAUAAAUUACACAUCUCAUUGCCAUAUAGCAACACUAGUAAGAUGUUAGUAUUGAAAAUACGGGCCUUUGCUUUAAUGAGAAGUCAUUAAAGAAAAAAAAAAAAGCCUUGCAAUUUACAGAAGCAAGUCAGCUGCUCUCCUCCUCUUAAUUAUAAUAACUAGCAUUAUUUACCACUCUAAGAAUUGUUAAGCACUUUGCAUGUGUUUAUUUGAUCCUCAAAUCAACCCUGCUAGGUAGGUGCUAUUAUUGCCAUUUACAGAUGAGGAAGUUGAGGCCAAGAGAGAUUAAGUGACUCACAGGGUCACACAGCUAAUAAAUACCUAAGACAAGAUUGGAACUCAAGUCAUUCUGACUCCAAGUCCAGUACUUUAUCAACCAUACUACUAAGCUGUUGCAAGUAUGGGCUGUCCAGUUAUGCUGUCUUUCCCAGAUUACAUACAGUUGGAGUCCGUUAGUACCAGGUCUGGAGAGCCAAUUGUUAAGUUUUCAGUGUGAACAUAUACAUCUCAGUUAUCAGCAAAUGCUACAAAUCAGGGCUUGAUUUUUGGUGUUGACUAUUUUUAAAUGAUGCAUAAAAUAUUAAUAAUACAGACUAAUUUUAAAGUA
This is a messenger RNA of Dromiciops gliroides (monito del monte), 2827 nucleotides long. It is a transcript of the gene CEP19, whose product is annotated as centrosomal protein 19. Gene Ontology annotation, biological process: microtubule anchoring at centrosome; trans-Golgi to periciliary membrane compartment transport. Gene Ontology annotation, cellular component: spindle pole; ciliary basal body; centriole. The transcript is spliced from 3 exons. Lineage: Eukaryota; Metazoa; Chordata; Mammalia; Microbiotheria; Microbiotheriidae. The record is from RefSeq and is a predicted model, not a curated record.